Molecule: messenger RNA, 3098 nt
Organism: Schistocerca nitens (vagrant locust)
Lineage: Eukaryota; Metazoa; Arthropoda; Insecta; Orthoptera; Acrididae
Gene: Atu
Product: another transcription unit protein
Exons: 10
Coding region: 94-2832 (912 amino acids)
Biological process (GO): positive regulation of transcription elongation by RNA polymerase II; transcription elongation by RNA polymerase II
Cellular component (GO): Cdc73/Paf1 complex; nucleus
Molecular function (GO): RNA polymerase II C-terminal domain phosphoserine binding
Source: RefSeq, a predicted model, not a curated record
GUAGAACUCACUGUGUAGUAGAGUAUAUUAUUUGAUGAUAGUCUUUGGUUUGUGUACGACAAGCAUGUAUCCUUAAUCUGUGUGUGCAGUGCAAUGGCAACAGAAACUCCAUAUGAUGAUUCGAGUGACGCCGAAUCAGCUCGAGAUUCUGGUUCGGAUUCCGAAAGUGAUGGAGGAUCUAACCGAAGCAGUAGCAGAAGUGGUAGCCCUGCUAGUCAGCACGGAACAGCACCGACACCCGGCAGAAGUUCAGGUGCAGAAGGUAGAAGUGAUAGUGAAAGUGAGAAGGGCACUGACGCUGCUUCACCAUCCAGGACUGGUACUGCAGGACAGUAUUCACCGCGAUCUGUGGCUUCGGGAGGUGAUGCUUCUCCCCGGUCUGAUGAAGGUUCCCAGAGCCCACAAUCGAAUGCCAGCAGUCGAAGAUCUGUAGGUUCCGUAAGCCAACACUCAACACAUUCGCAGCGUACACAGCGCUCAGCAGUUAGUAAUCAGUCUCCACGUCAGUCCCAUGCCAGUAAUCAAUCUCCACAUUCCAAUGCUAGUCAGCAUUCCCCCUAUGCAAGCGACCACAGCCGUUCACAAAGUCCACAGUCUGCUGUGUCUCAAAGUCCACGUUCUCAGAGAUCACAGAGUGCUCAUUCACAACGAUCACAAAGCCCAGAGUCAAGAAGAUCAGUGAGUCCACAGUCCAGAAAGUCACGAAGCCCUCAGUCCCACCGUUCUCCAAGCCCACAGUCUCACCGUUCUCCAAGCCCACAGUCUCACCGUUCUCCAAGCCCUCAGUCUCACCGAUCUCCAAGCCCACAGUCACAACGAUCUCAGAGCCCACAAUCUCAGCACUCACAAAGCCCUCAAUCUCAGCGAUCACAAAGUCCAGCUUCCCAGAGAUCUCACAGCCCUCAAUCACAGGGAUCACCUGCUGCAAGACGCUCACGAAGUCCACAGUCGCAGAGAUCCCAUAGCCCACAGUCGCAAGGUUCUCGGACUCCUCAGUCACGUAGAUCACAAAGUGCUCAAUCUAAUCGUUCUGAAAGUCCACAGUCAAGACCACAAAGUGCACAGUCACAACAUACCCAAAGUUCAAGGAGUCGAAGUGGGUCACCUGCUGCAUCUCCUCGUUCAAAUGUAAGUGGCCAUUCACGAAAGUCACAAGCAGAAUCUGUUCAAAGUAACAGAUCCAGAUCUAGAAGCCGUCCAAAGAGUGUGGUGGAAAAUGGUGAGAAAAGUGACGAUGAGAAAAGCAAUUCAGCAUCCAACCAUUCAGGUGCUGUAGACCACAAUGACAAGGAAUCAGUGAGAAGCGGAGCUGUUGCCUCAGAUGAAGAAAAGUCAGUUAAAGACAAAAGUGAAGAUGAAGAUGCUGCAAGGGCAUCAAGAAAAGAUGACAGCAGCGAUGAUGAAAGGAAAUCACACAGUGAGAAUGAAAGUACUAUGGAAAAAGACAGGAAACGAAAGCGGGCAGUCAUUAGUGAUGAAAGUGGCUCUGAUGCAGAAAUAAAGAAAAAACCAAGAAAGAAAAUAGCAGCAGUAGCCUCUGGGAGUGAUGCAAGUGAUGCAGAAGGUGAAAGAAGAAAAGCAGCAAGUGAAGGAGAUGAUAGUGAUGCAGAACCAGGAGCCACUGCUGAGGCACUAUUUGGAGAUGCUGAUGAUAUUAGCACAGAUGAAGAAGCUGCAGCUGAGAAAGCAAAGAAGUCUGAUGAGGACGAAGAGGAGCAGGAAGAAAGACGAAGUCGUGAUGCAGGAAGUGACCAGGAACGAAGAGUAGAUGAUGAUGAUGAAGCAGCUGCUGAAGAAGGAGGUUUACCUGUCAUAGAAGAUGAUGAAGGUGAAAAAGAAGAAGAACCACCACCAGAAACAAGAAUAGAUGUUGAAAUACCAAAAAUUUCAUGUGACUUGGGCCGAGAAAUUCAUUUUGUUAAAUUACCCAACUUCUUGUCUGUAGAGACUAGGCCAUUUGACAGGGAAACUUAUGAAGAUGAAAUUGAUGAAGAAGAGACUUUGGAUGAAGAAGGGCGAGCAAGAUUAAAACUUAAGGUGGAGAACACCAUUCGCUGGAGGCAAACUUUCGAUAAAGAAGGUAAUCUUACUAAGGAAAGUAAUGCAAGAUUCAUUCGAUGGUCUGAUGGCAGUAUGUCACUACAUCUGGGAUCUGAAAUAUUUGAUGUAUACAAGCAACCAUUGCAGGGUGAUCACAAUCAUCUCUUUAUCCGCCAAGGGACAGGUCUUCAGGGCCAGGCGGUAUUUAGAACAAAACUGACAUUUAGACCUCACUCAACAGAGUCAUUCACUCAUCGUAAGAUGACAUUGUCUCUAGCUGAUCGGUCACAGAAGACAUCAGGAAUUAAAGUGUUGUCUCAAGUAGGCUGGGAUCCAGAGCAGAACAAAGGGCAGCUCAUAAAGAAAGAAGAGGAACGCCUUCGCGCUUCAAUGCGUAGAGAGAGUAAGCAGAAGAGGAUACGAGAAAGAGGAGCCACUCGUGGUCUAAGCACAAGUUACCUGGAGCCAGAUAAUCGUGAAGAAGAAGGCUCUGAAGAUGAAGGAGCCAUUUCUCUUGCUGCCAUUAAAAGCAAGUACAAGAAAGGUGGUGCAUCAGCAAAAGCCGAUAAACCACCAAUAUAUUCAUCUGAUGAAGAAGGAUCAGAUUUUGAAGCCAGGCGAGCAAAGAAGUUGGAUAAGGCUAAAGCACUUAAAGAUUCAGAUGAGGAAUCGGAGCAGUCGGCAUCAGGAUCUGAACAAGCCUCUGGAUCUAGUUCCGGAUCUGGAGGUGAAGAACAGCAAAACAAUAAGGAUGAAGACCAGUCUGGUGGAAGUGCCGCUGAUGAUGAUUAACUCUGUAACAGUGAAGCAAGUGCAAACUCCUCUUUGUAUAUAAUUUUAAGUGAGGGUGAACUUGAGAUGGGCAGCAGAUACGUGCCAAAGGACCAUGUGAAAUACAUUGACUUUAAAAGACACAGAAUAAGAAUUAUUGAUUGGUACCUUUGUGUGAGGUAUAUGCUAAUAACCGUUUUGACCUUAGUGCUUGUGUUGUUUCACACUGUAUUACUGUGAUCAGUGCUUAAGUUAUAUUUGAUAAACUUUUGACUGUGGUAUUUUAA